AUGCAAGAACAGGAGACUAGAGAACGGAAACCUUCCGUCGCCUCUGGGCACUCUGCCGCCUCGGCAUCGGCCGUGUCGGCAAAGUCGCAGUCAGCAUCUUCCCACAGCUCGGGCAGUAAUCGCAAGCCAACGGGUUUUACGAUUCCCGAUCCGGCGUCUGUCGAGGAACACGGCAGGACGUAUAAUGGCUAUCGUGAGGGCAAGUAUCUUCUUCCCAAUGAUGCCCUCGAACAAGAGCGCCUUGACCUGGCACACGAGAUGUGGCGUCUCCUGCUCUUUGGCGACUUGUCAUGGGUCCCCUUUGCCGAUGAACCCAAGCAGGUGCUCGACAUUGGAACAGGUACCGGUAUUUGGGCUAUCGAGUUCGCCCAGCAACACCCGGCCUCACACGUCGUAGGGACCGACUUGAGCCUUAUACAGCCGCCAGAAGGAAGCAUCCCUUCGAAUUGUACAUUCGAGCGCGAUGAUAUCGAGGAGGAAUGGGUCUUUGAUCGUACCUUUGACUAUAUCCACCUCAGGGCCAUGUUGACGUGUUUCAAUGAUCACGUCGGCGUGCUCCAGAAGAUUUACAACAAUCUACAACCAGAUGGGUGGGUCGAGUACCAUGAUUACGACCCGGGGGUAUUUGGCAAGGACGAGGCCAACCAGCAGGCUCUCAUGGGGUCGCCCCUGUGGGAUUGGUGCCAGCGAGUCUUCAAUGGCGCGAAGCGAUUCGGGCGAGACAUGUUCAUUGCCAGACGUUACAAGCAGCUGCUUAUCGACACGGGCUUUGUAGAUGUCACGGAGAAGAUACUACUAGCUCCCAACAAGCCGUGGCCCGAAAAUCCCCGAGAACGUCGGAUUGGACAGUACAUGCAGGCCAACAGCCUGGAAAUGAUUGACGGUGUGAGCGCCAAAAUCUUCCAGGCAGACGGAAUGUCUCUAGAGGAGGUUGAGAACCUGAUAUCCAAAUGCCGUGAGAGUUUUCAGAGUAAAGAAUUGCACCUCUAUUCGCGAAUAUACGUCGUGUAUGGACGGAAGCCUCGGGAAGAUGAAUUGCCGCCAAGGCAUCGAGAUGAACAGUCCGAAGUGCCACAAGUACCAGCAGACAAAGUUCUCGCCACACAAACGAUCGAUGGAGGCGAGUCAGAUGAGGCUUCGAGCAUGAAAGCACCUGGAGAAGCCGUCAAAAACCAGGCAGAUGCUCCAGUCAUGGCCCAUGCGGCUGUCCCAGAAGUAACAGUAGAAGUAGGGGGAACACCAGCUGUGAGCAUCUCCGAGGGAGCACCAGAGCCUGAAGCCCGGGGAUGUGUAGCUGGGGCGACCUUACCACUAAGUAAAAGGGGCAUUACAGUGAAUCCUGUCUCGCAAGAUAACAUUGAAGAAGCAGAACAUGCAAAGUAG
Molecule: messenger RNA, 1383 nt
Organism: Pestalotiopsis fici W106-1
Lineage: Eukaryota; Fungi; Ascomycota; Sordariomycetes; Amphisphaeriales; Sporocadaceae
Exons: 2
Coding region: 1-1383 (460 amino acids)
Molecular function (GO): methyltransferase activity
Source: RefSeq, a predicted model, not a curated record